UCUACUAUAUAUAUGAUGCACAGGGCACGAUACACUUCUAUGUACCGAUAAGGAGCAGCUUUAGGCUGUUCAAACAGGCUUUGUUUCAGGGUCGAACCCUUAACAGAAAAACGUGUUUGUGUCUCUGUAAGCAGAUAAAUGUUCUGUACUAAUCUAAAUGACAUGACCUUCUUUGACGUUAUCCUCUGAUGAACAUGAACAGAACAAAAACAACAAAACUAUUACAAAGGAAAAAUGAAUAAUUUCCCUCAAAAGUGCUUCUGGAGACCUUGUCUAAUACUGUCUUGAUCUUCAGGUAUGGAGUCCUGUGUAAUCCGCGAGACCACUUUCAACUCCAUCAUGAAGUGUGACAUGAACAUCCAUAAGGAUCUGUAUGCCAAAACUGUACUGUCCGGUAAUACCACCAUGUACGCUGGCAUUGCAGACAGGAUGCAGAAGGAAAUCACAUCCCCGGCCCCUAGCACAAUGAAAAUUAAGAUCAUUGCCUCACCUGAGCGCAAAUACUCUGUCUUUAUCGAAGGCUCCAUCCUGGCCUCCCUGUCCACCUGCCAGCAUAUGUGGAUCAGCAAGUUUGUAAUAGUUUUGUUCUUGUUCUGUUGAUUCUCAUCAGAGGAUAACGCCUAAGAAGGCCAUGUCAUGUCACUUAGAUCAGUACAGAAUGUUUAUCUGCAUGCAGAGACACAAACAUGUUUUUCUGUUCAAGGUUCGUCUGCACAUCUUCUAAGACCCUAAAACAAAGCCUGUUUGAACUGCCUCAAACUGCUUCUUAUCGGUACAUAAAAGUGUAUCAUGCUCUGUGUUUAGUAUAUAUAGUAGAUGUUCAGCACAAGCGCCUCAGAGCUCUCUCAUUAUUCUAUCCUGCUUUCUUCUAUCCUGUAUUAAGCAUCUUUCUGAAAUAAACCUUUUUUCACUUCAGAGGACGAGUCUGCGAGUGUUGUAUAAUUUCCACAACAAGUGUUUUAGAUUUUGGAGUGAUUUGGAGGGUUUCGGAGUGUUUUAGGGUUUCGGAGGGUUUUAGAGGGUUUUAGGAUUUUGGAGGA
Messenger RNA from Ictalurus punctatus (channel catfish), 1040 nucleotides. RefSeq names its product actin, alpha skeletal muscle-like. The record is from RefSeq and is a predicted model, not a curated record. NCBI's taxonomy places the organism in Eukaryota, Metazoa, Chordata, Actinopteri, Siluriformes, Ictaluridae. The transcript is spliced from 2 exons. Bases 298 to 600 code for a protein of 100 amino acids.